ACCCGAAAAAAGGGAAAAUACAAAGGAAGAACCCAAAUAACACUCCAGGUGAUGCGCACAUCAGUUUUUCAAUGCUCACACGCGGUGCACAUUAGCUCCAGCCAAUCAAAACCCAUCUCCGGCGAGACUGACCCUUCCUCGUCAAACCAUCAUGGCCACGUGGAAAGCCUCCUCCUCCUCCUCCCCAGCAGCCUCUCCUUCCCGUCGUUUCAUCUACUAUAGGAGAAGAACCAAAGCUUCACCACCGAGGCGACCCUCCUCCGAAUCUCCACCGAGGAAGAUGAGAUCGAUCGCCGAUGUAAUGGCGAAAUCUCCGCCCGUCGUCGAGCAGGAGCAAGACGACGGCUACGGUGACGUCACCUGCGAGAAAUGCGACUUGGGAGAAAGAGACGAUGAGCUUCUUCUCUGCGACAAAUGCGAUAAAGGGUUUCACAUGAAAUGUCUCCGACCGAUCGUGGUUCGUGUCCCUGUCGGACCGUGGGUCUGUGUCGAUUGUUCCGACCAACGACCUGUAAGAAGGUUGUCUCAGAAGAAGAUUAUGCAUUUCUUUCGGAUUGAAAAGCAAAUUGAUCAAACGGAGAGAUCACAGCUGAGUCAAGAAGAGAGUAGAAAGCACCGGAGACGAUCUUGCUCCUUGACAGUGAAGAAGAGGAGGAGAAAGCUAUUACCUAUGGUUCCAUCUGAAGAUCCUGAACAGAGAUUUGCACAAAUGGGCACACUUGCGUCUGCUUUAACAGCAUUGGGUAUCAAAUACAGCGACGACUUGACUUAUGUUCCUGGAAUGGCUCCUCGGUCUGCUAAUCGAUCCAAGUUCGAGAAAGGUGGGAUGCAGGUGCUUUCGAAAGAAGAUUUAGAGACAUUGGAACUAUGUCGAGCUAUGUAUAGACGAGGAGAAUGCCCUCCUCUUGUUGUGGUAUUCGAUCCACUUGAAGGUUACACAGUUGAAGCAGAUGGUCCAAUUAAGGACUUAACAUUCAUAGCUGAAUAUACAGGGGACGUUGAUUACCUAAAGAACCGUGAAAAUGAUGACUGUGACAGCAUCAUGACUCUCCUUCUAUCUGAAGAUCCAUCGAAAACUCUUGUUAUCUGUCCUGACAAGUAUGGAAACAUAUCUCGCUUCAUCAGUGGCAUCAACAAUCACAAUAGGUUUGGUAAGAAGAAGCAGAACUGUAAAUGCGUGAGGUACAGCGUGAAUGGCGAGUGUCGGGUUCUUCUAGUGGCUACACGUGAUAUAGCGAAAGGGGAGAGGCUCUAUUAUGACUACAAUGGUUAUGAGCAUGAGUAUCCUACUCACCUUUUCCUCUGAUCUUUUUCACUUCAAACAGUUUCACAAGAGUCUCUGGAUCAAUUGGUCUUUAUUUUGUUGCAAAUUUACAGAUCAAAAUUAGAAUACUUAGAUUUAAACCGCAUGGCCUUUACAGAGGUUAUGCAUUCUUGAUUAUGAAUGUUAGUUAUAGACUAAUUAUAACUUCUAUUC
Messenger RNA from Brassica oleracea var. oleracea, 1477 nucleotides. RefSeq names its product histone-lysine N-methyltransferase ATXR5-like. The transcript has 6 exons. Gene Ontology annotation, molecular function: protein binding. The record is from RefSeq and is a predicted model, not a curated record. Lineage: Eukaryota; Viridiplantae; Streptophyta; Magnoliopsida; Brassicales; Brassicaceae. Bases 152 to 1306 code for a protein of 384 amino acids.